CUCCCGCGCCGCUCCCAGCGCCAGCAGCCAAGGGCACGCGGGCCUUGCAGCAGCCCAGCCAGCCUUGGAGUUAGGAGGGGAAUUGGGGAGCCGGCCGCCUUCCCUCCGGAACCAGCCGAGCUGUUGCUGGAUAUCAUUGAUCUCAAGCAACAAAACUUUAAAACGUUGGAGGGGAAGAAAAGAUCAAAGGCUUUUGGUGUCUAAAAGAUGUGCCAUGGAAUGGUAGCAACAAAGAGCACCACAACAUCGCUGCUUGCCUUGAUCAGUCAUGGGAUAUUUUUUCCAUUCUUUGUUUUCAGUACACGCAUGGUGGAAGGAUUGGACUCAUUCUGUCCACAGCCACCAGAGCCUGAGAAUGGAGGCUACAGAUGCCAUCCAGCCCCCUGUAAAGUCCCACUGACAUCUGACAGUGUCAUAGAGUAUUUAUGUGAGGAAGGCUACCUGCUGAAGGGAGACUACAAAUAUUUGACUUGCAAGAAUGGAAAGUGGAAUCCAGACAUGGAGGUUACCUGUAGGCUCAGCCAAGAUAAAGGUUCUCCUCCAAGUGUAGGAGUACCCACCCUAUCCAUAGUGGCUUCCACAGCAAGCUCUGUAGCUCUCAUCCUUCUCCUAGUUGUACUGUUUGUUUUGCUACAGCCAAAGCUGAAGUCUUUUCAUCACAGCAGGCGUGAUCAAGGUGUUUCUGGAGACCAGGUUUCCAUCAUGGUGGAUGGAGUUCAGGUGGCGUUGCCAUCGUACGAAGAAGCUGUCUACGGCAGUGCUGGAAACUGCAUACCUCCCUCGGAUUCACGGGUACAGAUUGUCCUUUCAGAAGGAGCUGGGCAGAGUGGAGCAGUGGGGGAGAUGCAACAGCCACCAGCAGACCAAGAAAGGCGCAACUGCUCUGCUGGGGAAGAUGAAGUCCCUGGACACUCCGGACUGUGUGAAGCCGGCAGCUCUCGCCACUCUGAGGCUGUUCUAGUGCAUCAGGCCACCACCUCCUCCUGGGUGGCUGGCACAUCUAGUAGAAGACCUGGGCCCAAAGAGGCCCCAGACUCAGAAAGCAGUGAUGUACAAAGCCUUCUAUCACUCGCUUCCUCAGAGGAGUAUACUGAUGAUAUUCCAUUGCUGAAAGAAGCAUGAGGCUUGCUGCAUUUAUCUAGCCUUCUCUCUCCAUUUUCCUUCUUCUCGGGAUGGUGAGCACUCCAUGCAGAACUUCCCUCACCCUCACACGCUGUGCCCUGAAUACCUCCAAGCAAACACCCUAUAGCUGAAGAUCCAAAGGAUGCCGCCAGGAUGCCUCCUUGAUGCAUCAGUAGGGUGAACAGGGUGCCAGCUGUCUCCCCAUUCUAUCUGCAUUAAGGGGGGGCUUCAGUGAUGUUAAUGGACUUGAGCUCCUCCUACCUCUCCUCUUCCCCAGCCAGAUGUUUUUGAGUGUGGUCUCUGGAGAGCUGCUAUUUACUUGUGCCUUGCUCCUUCUCACACCGGCUUGUUGCAGCUUCUCACGAGCCUUACUAGCUUCUGGACGUCAGCUCAGAACAUAGGGCCAAAACGCAGCUUGCUUUGUUGGGUGCAGAGCGUUUCCUUCCAUUCGUUUACUGUGUUAUGAAGGCAAGACAGAGCUCUUGUGGAUGGGCUCACUGGGAGUCAGUCCAGUGGGAGUCACACACAUCACCUACUGCAGCUCUCAAGUUUUCAAAGUCAUAUAUGCUGUUUAAUGUAGCUGCAUGUGAGCACAUUAGGCAAUGCUGGCUAUGUUAAAGGCAAUCGCAACUGGCUGUCUAAAUAAACAAACAAACAAACAGAAAGCCUAAUGGCAAGCAUAGGGCUGCUACUUGCUUUCUUCAUUUCCCAAAGAGAGGGGGAAAGAGCACCUUUGCUGGGAUGGAGAGUCUGAACCUCUGUAAGCUUCCACUUUAAGAAAAAAUCUGUCCCCCUCCACUUUCUUGGUUCAUCAAAGACAUUCUUCUCUGAACUUAGUGUGGGUUACUAUUAAGGCUGUCUUGUAAAGGGCUUUGAGCAAUUCAUUUGUACGCAGACAAGUUUAAGAAGGCCUGCGUGGGCCCCUGGGCCAGCCCACGUGGCGAGUGAGUGCCCUUCCUCUUAGAGGAGCCACCCGAUCAGCCAUGCUCUAUGCUCUAUGGCUCUGCCAUAGUUGUUCCAAAGCCUUCCGUUUUCCAGUGUGUUGAGAAAUCGUUCUCUUUGGAAUGGCUGCAGAGUGUCGGGUGCGCUGUGCUUGGGUGGGGGGUUAUCGCGCCUCUGCUUUGACCUACCAGAAUGGGAGAGUAAUUUUAGCAUUGCUCUUUUAUUUUGUUGCUUUUGUUGGUCCCCACCCUUGUGGAGGCAAUGCCAGGGCAUGUAGUGUUUAGCCUGCAUUUCUUAUGUCUUCCUUGUUCUGGUAAACUAGUCAUUUUAAAAAAGAUCACUAUUUAGCAAGUAUCUAGGGUUUUUUUUGUAACCGGCAUGCCCAAUUUGCCUUGAAUGAAUUACAGUGAUAAGCCUGCCUUAAAAUUUUUGAAUGGAAAGAGCCAUGCUGCUGAUUUGUCCUGAUGGAAGAUCCCUCCCCCUCUAUUUUUUUUGCAUUGCAUGCUGCUUCCACUUGGAAACCCUUACUAUGCAGGGGACAUGUUUGCAUACCUCCACCUCUUAAAUAAAUACGCUUUUGCUUUUGUUUAUCUGGCCCUCUGUGGACAAAGCAAUGUAGUUUAUUGAUAACACUGUGGAAAUAUAGAUUCCUAGACUUUCCUCUAGUGAGCCUCCCAAACUCAAGACAUUCUCUGAGCUUCCCAAAGAUUUCUACAACAAAAGCAGGUUGUCUUAAUUGCCAGUUCUUAUUCUUGUCCUAGUGACAGGGACAUCAAAGGAAUAAGUUGGGAGCAAAUCCAUAUAGAAUGACAGACCCAGUUUGAAUGUAAUGGUGGCAAGUCAUGGGUUAGUUAACACACAAUUUGCUGGGGUUGCAUGCCGGCACCAUUUUGAAUAAGCAACCUCCAGUUGAAGGUUAUUCCAUGACGUGAACCCAGGCACAGUUGAUUCUUUGGUUAACGAUGGGUUGCUUAAUCCUCAAUUAACACAUAGAGUCCCAGUUGACAUGUAACCGAUUGGUGGUUCUAUAUUCAAAACCGCCAUGGCAGCUGCAUGCACUGGGCAUGUGCCAUGGCAAAUUAUGGGUUAAUUAAUCCCACUGUCCUGCUUUUACAUGCAAACAGAGCCACAGUAUGCUUUAAAAUACUGAGGGAAGCAGAAAGAAUGGUGGUAACAAUGUGCUACCUGCUUCAUAUGGAACAUUUAUGGGCCAGCUGCAGCAAUGUGGCUCCAUCAGUACUUUUAUUUUCCCAAACUUAAAAUCUGACUUGGGAACAACUUAUUCCUCCCUGGACAACUACCCAUGUCCCCCUCGCUUUGGAGCGGUGCUCAUUCGACACACAAGCACACCCAUUUGGCACUGAAUAUAGAAUGAAGCAUCCAAAAAAAUCAGCUUGCAUUUUUAGAAUAAAAACAAGGUGUCUAGCAGGGCUCUAGCUCCUUUGUGUAGAUAGCCUUGCAAAUGUGUGUGGGUCAUGCAUCUGCUGAAAACUUAGAAGCUCAAAGGUGCGUAGUAGGUUUUCCUAUGAGGGCAGGGCUUCAGUGCUUGCAUAGCUCCUUCGACUUCUUCAUGAUUAGCAGAAGCAGAAUCAUUUGCACUGAGCUAGUCGAUGCCAAUUUGCUUGCUUUUAAUGAGACCAGGACACAGAAAUUUGGAUGGCCUUAGUAUGUGAGAUGAAUAAUUCUUACCGCAGAAUACCCCCAUACCCCCUGAACUUAGGGAAGCCUGGCUCAUUCUUUGAGAGCCCUAGGUGUGGAGCUGGCCCUUGCCUCAUUCAAACCUUAGCAUAGUCCUAGAUUUCUGCAUCCCAUCUCCUUAUAAGAGAACAAUGUGAACACACAGUGACAUCUAUUGCUGCCUGCUAUAUAUGGAGCCUUGUAACCUCCCCUGUCUAAUUUCAACAGUUACAGAGCACAGUUCAUGCAGAAAGAUUUAGCAGUGGCUAUAUCUAUUAGCUUGGGACACAGUGACAACAGCAGUACUAAAGGUUUUGCAUAGGACGGGAGUGUGCCAAACCUUUGGAUGGCACCUAGCCCAAAGGAAGCUGCUGGUCUCUUUUUUAAAGUAUUUAUUUAUAUAAAAUAUUUGGACCAGUGUAACAGUUCUCAUAUUUCCCAUUCCUUCCUCACCUGCGGACUGUUCAUAAACUUUUGUGUUCUAUAUAACAUCCUUGAGGUAGCGGUUUGCCUGCUUCUGUAGCAUAGCUUCACUCCAGCAGGUAGAAGCUAGAUCUAUCAUUUAGUAUGUAAGUGAACUUGUCUUACAUUUUUUAUUAAAUCCCUGGACAACUUUACCAUUGUGCAGAUAUGUGAAGAGUCUCCUAGCUUCAGCUUGGGGGUCAUAAUCCUACAACUGGUAUUUCACUUGAAUAGUUUAAAGAAUGGGACACUAAAUAACUUCAUGGCUGAAAUCUUGUGUAUUUGGGGUCAACUGUAAAGCAGUUUUUCAUUUCAAUAAAAACUGAGUUUUUGUAGGGGUCUUAUAUUUUCACAAAAGGCAGGGAUAGCGAUAGCUGUUGAGUAUAAGGCUCAGGGCACCUGUUCUGAUGCAUAAGCAGGAAACAAAUAGGAUUCUGCUAAAAACAACAAAACUUGACAUAUUUUAAAACAUUCUGAAACAUCCAAGAGGAGUUAUUCAAUUGGUAGGACCACUAGCCCAACACUGUGUGGCUGUUACAAAUCCAAUUUACUUCUUCCAGCUUGUACACAGAGAGCCAGAUGCUGUAAGGGCACAAUUCAUGCCUGGCAGUAAUAAAAUCCUGGCUUAAGUGGUGUUUAUCUGUUUUGGAAAAUGUGGGCCUUCCCUGGAGUUUGAUUCUCCAAGCCGGCCUUGCCCUUUAAAUGCUGGAAUGUAAUACACCUGACGAAUGAGUGGUUCCCAUGCCAUCCUCCAUUUUGUCCAGAAUAUUGGUUGAUCAUAUGAAGCUGCCUUAUACUGAGUUAGGCUGUUGGUCCAUCUAACUCAGUAAUAUUUACUCUGACCAGCAGAGAACUUUUCCGACUCUGAAACUUGGGGUGGGGGUGGGUGGUGUUUAUGAAGAUCCCAGGGACCGAACGUGGGACCUUCUGCAUACACAGUUGAGCAAUGGCCCUUUACUUUUCUUUCACACAUCUAGUGCUAUAAACAAGAUUGCAUUUGCUUAAACUAAAAUGCAGAGCUGCUUUUCCUGGAUGAAUACAGAUGACUACUUACCAAGUAGUUAGAUGCAUACUGUGAUAAGCUACCACUUGGCAAAGAGUGACCUGUUUGAGGACAAGAUUGCUUGGCUUUUUUCUUAUUUGAAGUUGUAUUGUUCCUUAAGACAAGAAUACAAUAGGCUUUGAUGCACCAUUCAAAGAUUGGAAAGGAAGAGGAACUGAACGAUGACUUUCCACACAUUUUAUAUGGUGUUUUCUGUGCAGCCUGGCCUAGUUCCUGUUUGCUUUUUAUUAUUAUUUUCCUUUUUUAAAAAAAGGAAAUAGCCUGCAUUAAUCACUGUAUGCCGUUUGGGGGUAAAUGAGAGAUUUCUAGGGCCGCUCGCUCUUGUAAAAAUGUUAUAUGAGAAGCAAUCCUCUGACACUGGAUAUCUAUAGGCUGCCAGACCUAGGGCUUGUAAAAGCUGCUUAUACACUCUAUGAUGAAUAAUCUUUAAUCUUUGAUCAUAUGAUGAUACAGAGAUUUUUCUUUUUACUUGGUGAUACAGAGGUUUUUCUUUUUACUCACGUCAGGUGUACAAAUACAUGACUAUACCACAAUACUUAUCCAAGUAGUUAAAACUACUGUUGUGCAUGUUGACAGGGUUUCCAAAGCCAAAGAUGCUCCUGUUUUCUGUGCUAGAGUAAUAGCACAUACGCAACUGAUGUGUGUUAUCUGUAUCUUAAUACUCGUGAGGAAGAGUGUCUGCACUAAAAAGCAUUAGCUGUAGUCUUACUACUGUGUUUUCAGCAGGAGAUAACACUCUUCUUGAAGCAGAUACUUUUUUCUGGAUGCAUUAUAUUAACUCUGUCAUAGUUUUGAAUAUGGAGUACCCAUAACGCAUUUGCACAUUGUUCAGAAGAACUGAAAUUGGGCUACGAGGCAGGCCUAGCUCACUUUAUGUGCCAGAUGCCUCUGUUUGCGGUGACACCGCAUAGCGUGCCUGUAAACACAUUGACGUAUGCUGGUGAUCUGUGAUCAGCAAUAGGUCUGAGAGGUUGUGUGCAUGCUCCUGAAGAGGGAGGUGUGCAUGUCCUUCGUAUUUUACAUGUUCACUGUAUCUGCAGCAGGCAUUGCUGAACACCCAGCAGGCACAAUGUCCGUGUUAAAGUGUGAAUCAACCUUUGGUUUUCCUUAUUAUUCACUUUUUAGUACCCUGGCACACAUGCACACACAGGACAGAGUAUUUUUUUUCUUGGUAGGAAAAUUUUCUUUAGCUUCAUUCAUAUGUAGUUUUUUAUUGAUAUUCUCUCUCUCUCUCUCUCAUGCUCGCAUGCACACACACACACACACACACUCUCAGUGCCUCAGUCCUUCAUGUCAGGUUUGUUUCUUAAAUAUUUCUUUUGAACUUGACCACCUGUGUCACGUUAUCAAGAUUCCAGUGCUUGCAUCAGAGGAGAUGUGUAUUGAAUGAAGAAACACUUCUGUAUUGAUGUAAAUCUUGAGAUACCGGCUUCUGAUUCUUCCCAAUAGGUGAGCCCCUGAGAGUGGCUGUCCAUUUCUGCUGAUAAUGUCACUGUUACCUUUGCUUUGGGAUAGAAACUCACACAGGUUAGAACAUUCUCUCUCUCUCUCUCUCUCUCUCUCUCUCUCUCUCUCUCUCACACACACACACACACACACACACCACACUGUUACCCAGUGGGCAAGCUGCAGGUAGUUGGAAAUGCAAACAUAUGGGGAGAACCUGGUUGCCUUCAGUGCUUUUUAUUUGUUUGUAAUCUGAGUUGCACCACUAUGGAAUUUAUUUGCAGAAUGGUACUCAUAUAUAUGUGGGAUUUAAAAAAAAAUGCUGUGCAGGAUGUCAAUCAGUUUUAUUUUGCUUUAUUUUAUAAAUAUAUAUAUUUUUCUGGUAUCCUGUACAUUGCAGUGGGUGUGAAGAUAGUAUUUUAAUAUUUGUACAAAGUUUAAUUUAAUUUCAAUUGUUCUAUGUAUAUAACUGCAUUUCUAAAUUAAAAAAAUCUUUUGAAGUGA
Messenger RNA from Elgaria multicarinata webbii, 7216 nucleotides. RefSeq names its product sushi domain containing 6 (gene SUSD6). Gene Ontology annotation, biological process: DNA damage response. Lineage: Eukaryota; Metazoa; Chordata; Lepidosauria; Squamata; Anguidae. The transcript has 6 exons. The record is from RefSeq and is a predicted model, not a curated record. Bases 208 to 1122 code for a protein of 304 amino acids.